Molecule: messenger RNA, 5941 nt
Organism: Stegostoma tigrinum
Lineage: Eukaryota; Metazoa; Chordata; Chondrichthyes; Orectolobiformes; Stegostomatidae
Gene: aasdh
Product: aminoadipate-semialdehyde dehydrogenase
Exons: 14
Coding region: 94-3570 (1158 amino acids)
Biological process (GO): amino acid activation for nonribosomal peptide biosynthetic process
Molecular function (GO): protein binding
Source: RefSeq, a predicted model, not a curated record
GUCCCCGUCGGUGAUGGUGGCGGGUGUUAACGAAUGUUGAGUUUGCGGUACCGUGUUUAGUGUGGUGUUCUUGGCCCAGAGCCGUAUUCGGUGAUGUUGGAAGCAGCGGUAGAUGAGGCCGCGGCCAGACACGCGGUCGCGGUGGAGGAGGCGAGCUCGGGCCGCCUGCACGAACUGGUGUUGCGCGUAGCCGCGGUGCAGGGCGCGCGGCCGGCGGUGUGUAGUGAGCGCGAGGCGCCAGGAGUUUCUGUGUCUUACAGCUACAGCCAGGUUGUCAACCUGGGAAACAGAUUGCAACAAGUGCUCCACUCGCACUGUGACUUUGCUCACGGUUAUGUGGUUGGAUUAUACUGCCAGCCGACAGUAAACUUACCCAGCUGCAUUUUAGGUAUUCUUCAAAUUGGGGCAGCAUUUUGCCCAAUUGAUCCAGAAAAUGCACCUCACUUUUCAGCAAAUUUUAUUCAAAGGUGUAAAUUGACGUAUAUCCUUAUUCAGAAAGAUAUGAUACAGAAAUUCAGGGAUACUCAGUCAAAGUGGUUGAAUAUCGAAGUCAAACAUGAUGUACCAGCACUAAAUGUAGUACUUGUGAAGGUUCAGCGGCGGGUGACUAAUGUGGAUUCAGAACCCAAAAACAAAGAAAAUGUAAUUUGCAGUAAGAUAGGAGGGUUGAGAGAAGGCAGCUCUGAAGCUGCCGAAGAGGAUGAGAGACAUGUGCACAAAUAUUCAGACUUUCAGAGGCAUGGAUUUCUGGCAUAUAUAUUGCAAACAUCAGGUACAACAGGAACUCCAAAAAUUGUUCGAGUGCCACAUCAGUGUAUUGUUCCAAACAUACAGCAUCUCAGAACUAUUUUCAAGGUUUCAUCAGAUGAUGUAAUUUUUAUGGCUUCCCCUUUGACCUUUGACCCCUCUGUUGUUGAAAUGUUUGUCGCAUUGUGUAGUGGAGCUACACUGCUCAUUAUUCCCCCAGUCAUUAAAAUGAUGCCAAAAAGACUAGCCAAUGUGCUUUUUAACCAACAUAAAGUCUCUAUUAUGCAGGCCACCCCAACAUUGAUCAAACGGUUUGGACCAGAAGUUUUAACAUCAGUUGUUCUUUCAGCCAGUACUUCAUUACGUGUAUUAGCAGUAGGGGGAGAAGCAUUUCCUUCACUGAAUGUGCUCAAAAGCUGGCGAGGAGAAGGAAAUAAAACUGAAAUUUUCAAUCUUUAUGGGAUUACGGAAGUAUCAAGUUGGGCUACAUACUACAAAAUUCCUGAAGAAAGCCUGUGUAGUGCUACUCCGUUACAUGAAGAGUGUGUACCCUUAGGAUUCCCUCUUUUGGGAACUGUUUUGGAUGUUGUGGAUAACUCUGGUCAGGUAAUCCACGAGGGAAAGGGACAAGUUUUCAUAGGUGGUAAAGAACGUGUAUGUUUACUUGAUAAUGAAAAAGCUGUGUGUCCAGGCACAAUGAGAGCCACUGGGGACUGGGUAAUCGUUAAAGAUGGACACAUGUAUUACAUAGGACGUGAGGACAAUCAGAUUAAACGCCAUGGGAAACGUGUGAAUCUUGAAAGAAUCCAGCAGGUAGCUGAAAGUUUGAAGCAAGUGGAAGUCAGUGUUGUGGCCAAAUAUGACCAGGUGAAGCUAAUUUUGUUUGUAGUGCCCAAGGGCAUUCCUAAACUGCGUAAGGGAGAGACCACAAAUUUCUGCAGGGAUAUCCUUCUUGAUCUUGAAAAGUCCCUCUCUUCUCAUGAAAUUCCAGAUCAUGUUGUCGAAAUCGAUUCAGUACCACUUACAACUCAUGGCAAAGUAGAUCGCACUACUUUGAUUCAGAUAUACGAAGAACAGGCAAAGGCAAAGAAGUCAGACUGCAUAGUUGGGAGAAAAGAACUUUGGGAAGGUAUCCAACGGCUUUGGAAGGUUGUGCUCAGUCUUCCAGAUGACUUUCCAGAUGUUUCUGAAAAUUGUAUGUUUCUGUACAAUGGAGGGGACUCUCUAAAAGCUUUGAGGCUUACCGAAGAAAUUGAAACAUUUUUAGGACAAACAUUAAUUGGACUGACUGAAGUUAUUUUAAAUGGUUCUGUUCUGGAUAUUUACAAUCAUAUUGCCAAUAUAUUCUUUGAAGCUACGAAUAAGGAGGAUAUUGAUAAAAAUUAUAGGAAAAGGAAAAGAAUUAAAGAUGAAAGUGCAGGAUCUCAGCCAAAGUGGAAUGAAAAUCAACUGUCUACAGCAACAAUUUCGAACAUUACUACUAUAAGUAGAGGGAGUCACAUUAUGAAGCUAAAAAUUGCUGAAAAUUGUCCUCACUUAAAAGAAGGAAAAGAGUUGAUGGAUCCUGAGUUAAAUGGAAAAAAAAGGGAAGAAGAUUAUUCGUUUAAGCUGUCUGAAAAUAUGAAUGCAAAAAUAUUAGAAAAUGAGAAGAUGUCAGAUAAGAAUAGCUAUUUGGAAUCAACUGUAAACAAAGUUAUUGAACCACCAGAUCAUGCUGGAAUGUUCAUUCCAGAAGUGUGUGUUGUUAGUUCCAGAAGAGUAACAUUUAAGGUCAGAUGGAAAUCUGAUACUGCAAAAUGUGUUGAUGCAUCUCCUCUAGUGGUAAUAUCAGGAGAUAAUGACUCGGAUGGAACUGUGUACAUUGGAUCUCACUCUCACAGGAUACAGGCGAUUGAUCUGUUGUCUGGAAGGAUAAGAUGGGAGAGGAUUCUUGGCGACCGGAUUGAAUCAUCUGCAUGUAUCUCCAGAUGUGGCAACUUCAUUAUUGUAGGUUGUUAUGAUGGUUCUGUCUGUGUGCUAAGAGUCAGUGAUGGGCAAACAUAUUGGAUUUUUUGGACAGAGGAUUCAGUUAAAAGUUCUCCAGUUAUGGAUUCUGACCUAGGACUGGUCUUUGUUGGAUCGCAUGACCAACACCUCUAUGCUUUGGACAUUCCUGGUAAAGUGUGUGCCUGGAAAUUGUACUGUGGAGGAGGUGCUGUGUUCUCAACUCCUUGUUUAAACAAAUCACCACGAAGACUUUACAUAGCUACCCUUGGAGAAUCAUUAGUAGCUGUCAAUCCAGACACUAGGAGUGUAGUUUGGAAACACUUCUGUGGCAAACCUUUAUUUUCUUCACCUCAGUGCACUGUACAGAAUGUGUUUGUUGGUUGUGUUGAUGGAAGCCUGCAAUGUUUCAGCCACAAUGGUGAUCAGCUUUGGCAGUUCUCAACUGGUGGCCCGAUCUUUACUUCACCAUGUAUCUGCCGCUUUUCUCCAACAAGUCAGAAAAUAAUAUGUGGAUCUCAUGACUGUUUCGUGUACUGCUUAGAUGAAGUUGGAAGUUUAAUGUGGAAAUUUGAAACCAGCAGACAAGUAUAUGCAGUUCCAUUUGUUUUCACAAACUAUAAUCUUGAUAAUCGAACUUUAGUAGCUGUGAUCUCCACAGACGGAAACUUAUGGCUCUUGGCUGCUGCAACAGGGGAAUUGGUUACUUCAUAUUCCCUUCCAGGCAAGGUAUUCUCUUCACCGGUAUUGUGGAAAGAAGCACUUAUAGUAGGUUGUAGAAAUAACUUUGUGUAUUGUUUGGAGAUGUUUGCAUCAGAACAAGAAAACAAUUUUGGCUGAAUGUGAUUAUUUUCCUAAAUAAUUAAUUACAUAUUUAUGAAUCACAGACUUGAUUAAUUUUGGAUAUUUGUUCAUUUAUGAUCAUUCAGGUGCAAGGCAGUUCCAGUCUGAACUAAUAUUGCUUAUGAAAGUACUGCAAAUCUUUGUAUAAUUCAAAAUACAGGCCCUGAAUCACCAUUGGAAAGGGCUUCAUUCACUAAAUGUGUUAUUAUUUAAACAAUCUGGAGCAAUUGCUUUUAUUGUUUGAACAACUUGUUCUUAACUCUGAGGAUCUCAGACUUCUCAAGCAUGACAGCUAAAUGUUUUCCAUAAAAGAAACAACAUCCAUAUUAAGUCAUCGUACAAGAAAGUUGUAUAGAAAGAUUGAAAAUAGGAGCAAGAGUAGGUCGUGCAGCCCUUUGAACCUACUCCGCCAAUCAAUGUGAUAGUAGCUAAUCAACCAACUUAAUACCCUGUUCCUGCUUCGCAACUCAAUCCCCAUUCCCCCAUCCUUUGAUCUCGUUAGCCCCAGGUGAUGUAUCCAACUCCUUGAAAUCAUACAGCAUUUAUCUCAAACUGCUUUCUGUGGUAGAGAAUUCCACAGGUUCACCACUUUCUGGAUGAAGUAAGUUCCCCUCUUCUCAAUGCUGAAUAGUGUAUCCUUACCCUGAGACUGUGUGACCCUGGCUCUGGACUCCCUUGUCAUCAGGGACAUCUUCCAGCAUCUACCUUGUCUGGUCUUGUUAAAAUUUUAUAGUUUUCUGCGAGAUCCUUCCAUCAUUCUUCUGACCUCUAGCAAGCGCUAUCCCAAUCGAUUCAACCUCUCAUCCUACGUCACUCCUGCUAUCCCAGGAAUCAGACUGGUAAACCUGUGCUGCGCUUCCUUUAUAACAAGAACAUCCUUUUUCAGAUAAGAAGACCAAAACUGUACAUAGUAUUCCACAUGUUGUCUCACCAGGGCCCUGUAUAAUUGCAGCAAUACAUCCCUGGUGCUGUAUUCAAAUCCUCUUAUUGAAGGCCAGUGUACCAUUCACCUUCUUCACUGCCUGCUGUACGUGCAAGCUUAUCUUCAGCGACUGGUAUACAAGGAAAUUCUGGUCUCGCAUUCAACUCCUCAACUUAUAACUAUUCAGACAAUGAUCCAUCUUCCUGUUUUUGCUCCUGAAGUGGAGAACCUCCCAUUUAUCUACAUUAUAUUGCAUCUUUCAUAUGUUUUCCCACCGAUUUGUCCAAAUUGCACUGAAAUAUCUCUGCAUCCUUCUCGCAGCAUGCCCUCCCCAUCCAGCUUUGUGUCAUCUUCAAAUCUGGAGAUAUUACAUUUAAUCCCCUCAACCAAAUCAUUAAUGUAGCUUGUAAAUAGCUGGGCUCCGAGCACUGAUUCCUAUGGUACUGUACUAGUCACUGCCAGCCAUCCAGGAAAAGACCUGCUUAUUAAACAUAGAAACAUAGAAGAUAGGAGCAGGAGGAGGCCAUUUUGCCCUUCAAGCCUGCUCCGUCAUUCAUCACGAUCACAGCUAAUCGUCCAACUCAAUAUUCUUAUUCUUUGUUUCCUGUCUGUCAACUAGUUUUCUAUCCAUCUAAGUACACUACCUUAAAUUCCAUGCACUUCAAUUGUACACAAUAAUCCGUGUGGAACUUUGUCAAAAGUGUACCGUAAGUUCAAAUGAACAACAUCCACUGGUUGCCCCUCAUUAACUGUACAAGACACAUCCUUGAAGAAUUCCAGUUGACUAGUGAAGCAUGAUUUCACUUCUAUAAGUUCUUGCUUUUUCGGUUAAUAAUAAUUACUUGAUCUACCUCUGGUGUAUUUUAUUCCGAAUGUGACACUUUGGUUUGUGUAAGAUCAAGCCUGAUGAUGCCAUUAUUUUAUUUUAUCAAUAAUGCAAUGUUAAAUUGUGUGUAGAUGGUAAAUUCAAGACAAGACACUAUAUUAUCAAGUAUGAGGUCUGAGAGUAAACACUUCUCACUAACCAUCAGCUUUGAAGAGUAAAAACUGGCUCUGUUUUUUUUAAAUCUGAGAAUCCCACAAUUCUGUGCAUUCUGUAACUGUUUCUGGCUAUAAGAGAUUCUUUGUCAAAAGUGAAAGACAAAAACAAAAAACCUUUAAAAUCUCAAUCAAGCUGUUCACCUUCCAUCAUUGUUGAUUUAGAGUUGUGAAGUUCCAGCAGUCAUGAGUGUAGGAUAGAUGUGAAGCUGGUCUUCAUCUAUUAAAUUAUUAGGAUGUUGUUGCAGUGUACCCCUCCUAAAAUUCAAGUAAACAUCUGAGUGACUAACUGCAACUAGUGAGCUAUGAAACAAAGCUUAUUUUAACUCAGAAAUAAAGUGCAUAGUUUAAAAUUGAAACCAGACACAACUUAGCAUUUUAAAUCAUUUUUAUUUUGUGCUUUAAUGU